AUGAUGUUCCAGCCAUGGUGGGGUGCCCCCCGGCUCUACGAACGGAAGGAUCUAUCGGGCCAGUCGAGUACGAAGGAAACACCUUGCUACCACUGGCGCUACGACCAUGGCGAGAACCAGGGCGGCCCCUCGACAUAUGUUGAGAUGACCGUGAGUGCGGAAGGAAUCGUCCAACUCUCUUCUGGGGAUAGGUCCUACUUCCUGGCCACGGCCGAGGGAUUCUCCGCGCUGCUCGAAGAAUGGGAUAAGAGAUGA
Messenger RNA from Penicillium cataractarum, 255 nucleotides. RefSeq lists its product as uncharacterized. The transcript has a single exon. Bases 1 to 255 code for a protein of 84 amino acids. NCBI's taxonomy places the organism in Eukaryota, Fungi, Ascomycota, Eurotiomycetes, Eurotiales, Aspergillaceae. The record is from RefSeq and is a predicted model, not a curated record.